Macroventuria anomochaeta is the source of this 1728-nucleotide messenger RNA. RefSeq names its product ankyrin. NCBI's taxonomy places the organism in Eukaryota, Fungi, Ascomycota, Dothideomycetes, Pleosporales, Didymellaceae. The coding region runs from base 1 to 1728 and encodes 575 amino acids. Gene Ontology annotation, molecular function: protein binding. The record is from RefSeq and is a predicted model, not a curated record. The transcript is spliced from 2 exons.
AUGGACAUUGCCCAAGCCUUUGGAGACAAGCACAUACCUACGAUUCAGAUCCAGACCAAGAAUGUUACUGCCAAUAUAGAGACUUUUGCUCGCAGUCAGGUUGAAAAGUUUAGGACUGGGGAGCAUGGAAAGACCCUGUACAUCAGUAACAAUGGACUCAAGGAAAAGAUCAUUCAGACACUUGCUACAAAGGCGGAAGGGAUGUUUCUUUGGGUCAAUCUUCAACUAGACAGUCUCUGUCAAGCCAGCAAGGCCCAGAAGGACCAAGUGGUGGAAGCUGCACUGGAGGUACUCCCCCAGGGCUUGCCAGACACCUACGUUCGGAUACUAGAGCGGAUUGAAGUCCAGUCUCCGUACAUGAGGGAUUUGGCACUCAACUGUCUCAUUUUGACAGUCUAUGCUCGGAGGCCUCUCAGCACUCGGGAAUUACAACACGCAAUUGCGAUCAACUCGAAGUGCACAGUUCGACAGGAUCUACAGAUCGACUCCCCUCAAGUAAUCCUUGAAGCUUGUGGCAACCUACUAGAAGAAGCCAAUGGGUCAAUCCGGCCGAUUCACUACACAGUGCAGGAGUUCUUUACACCCACCGUUCAGAGCAUGCCGCAGCAUACUAUACGCGCGCAGCUUCUAGACUCGCACUCUGCGCAUAGACAAUUGGGCUUAGCGUGUCUCGAGUACAUACAGCUAACGGCAUUCAACAAACCAGUUCAGUACAGUUGGAACCUUUUCGAUCGACUUCACAAAAACGUUCUGGCUGGCUAUGCAUGUCAGAGCUUCGACUAUCAUAUUUCGAAUUGCGAUGAGCCUCCUCACGGUGUUAUGAUUCAACUAGAGACACUCUUGCGGCAAGAGAGUCCGUAUCUUGCAGCAAUCCUGCAAAUCAAGGUUUUGCAAGAUGGCCACGGCUACGGCAAUAUCGAAGAGCGCUUUAAUAACAUGAAGUUCCGUGUAACUCCGGAUACAAUUGUAUACAGCACUAGUCUCUACAACAUUCCCAUUGUAAGACAAAAAUGGGUCGACCAAACGCCCCCAAAAUAUGCUUUACACCUGGCAGUUUCCGCAGGGCUGACAAGUGCAGUCAUCCGACUGUUAGAUGGAGGGUACGAAGUCGACGAGAAAGACGGGAGCGAUAACACUUCAUUAUACUACGCGUGCCUCAACGGCGACCUGGACGUCGUUCAGGUAUUAAUUGACAAACAUGCCGGGGCCAAUGCACAGGGUGGAUACUACGGCAACGCACUACAAGCAGCUUCAGCGGGACGCCACGAGCAGGUAGUCAAGAUGCUGCUUGACAACAAGGCCGACGUCAACGCGCAAGGCGGAUACUACGGCAACGCACUGCAAGCAGCUUCAUACAGAGGCCACGAGCAGGUAGUCAAGAUGCUGCUUGAAAACAAGGCCGACGUCAACGCGCAGGGAGGAGAGUACGGCAACGCACUGCAAGCAGCUUCCGAGGGAGGCCACGAGCAGGUAGUCAAGAUGCUGCUUGACAACAAGGCCGACGUCAACGCGCAAGCCGGAUACUACAGCAACGCACUGCAAGCAGCUUCAGCAGGAGGCCACGAGCAGAUAGUCAAGAUGCUGCUCGACAAGAAUGCUGACGUCAACGCGCAGGGUGAAUACUACAGCAAUGCACUGCAAGCAGCUUCAGCAGGAGGGCACGAGCAGGUAGUCAAGAUGCUGCUCGACAAGAAUGCUGACGAACUGCAGCAGAAGGACUUCGUGUGA